UAAAACAGAUCCUACAGCUAAAAGGCUCUGUUUUACCACUUUCCUCCAAAUUCUCAAACCGACAAACCCUAACUCCUCUAAGAGGCUCGCACAACCCAGACGCCACUGCCCCGCUGCCCGCACGUAGAUCGGCGACCGCCUCACCGUUCCCGGCGCUCCGCACGCCAGAACCCGGGUCGGAGUCCAGGCCCUCCACCGUGUCACCGUGAGCUGUUGCGGAUUUGCGCCUUUGCGGCCUUGCGUUGCCCACUUUGCCGGUUUCCUUUAAGGCUUUAAUUAAGUCGAUUAGAAGGGGAUAAUCAGUGCUCGGUGCUCCACUGCACCGUCAUCCACUCAUCCAUAUUUCGUGGCUCUGUAGCAAUGGCUCAGGAAAAUGGCAUGUUUAUUGUACAACAAACAAUUGGCAGUGUUCUAUGCUGCAAAUGUGGUAUCCCUAUGCAACCAAAUGCUGCCAACAUGUGUGUGAGGUGUUUGCGUUCUGAAAUUGACAUCACUGAAGGUUUGCUGAAGCAAGUGACAAUCUUAUUUUGCCCUGAAUGUGAGACUUAUUUGCAGCCUCCGAAGACUCGGAUCAGGGCUCAACUAGAAUCAAGGGAACUCCUAACAUUUUGUCUAAAGAGGUUGAAUUUGGAUAAAGCCAAAGUCACAUUGGUGCAUGCUGAGUUUGUGUGGACUGAACCGCAUUCUAAGAGGAUCAAGGUUAAACUGAGAAUUCAAAAGGAAGUACUUCACGGGGCAGUUCUAGAGCAGGCUUAUAUUGUUGAGUAUGUUGUGCACCAUAAUAUGUGUGAUUAUUGUAAUAGGCUCCAGGCAAAUCCGGAUCAGUGGGUGGCAUCAGUUCAACUCCGACAACAUGUUCCUCACAGAAGGACUUUCUUCUACCUGGAACAACUUAUUCUUAAGCAUGAUGCUGUGGCCCAGGCUAUCAGAAUCAAGCAGAUGAAUAAUGGAAUUGAUUUCUUCUUCUCCAACAGAAGUCAUGCUGUGAAAUUUUUGGAAUUUGUUGGCAAAGUUGCUCCCAUCAAGAGUCGCAGUGAUAAAGAGCUUGUGUCUCAGGAUUCCAAGAGCAACACUUACAAUUAUAAGCAUACUUUCUCAGUUGAGAUUUCCCCCAUCUGUCGUGAGGACCUUGUAUGUCUUCCUCCUAAAGUUGCAGUAAGUGUGGGGAAUCUGGGUCCCAUUGUGAUUUGUACAAAACUGACCAACAGUUUAAUGUUAUUGGAUCCAAACACCUUGAGGUAUUGCUUCCUGGAUGCUGAUCAGUAUUGGAGAGCACCUUUCAAAUGCCUGCUCUCUAGUAGGCGGCUGGUGGAAUACAUUGUGCUGGAUAUCGACAAUGUUUCACCUGAAGUUGUUGUUUCUGGCUCAAGGUAUGCUUUGGCAGAUGCCCAAGUGGCGCGUGUAUCAGACUUUGGAAGGAAUGAUACAAUAUUUCACAUCAGGACACACUUAGGUCAUCUUCUAAACCCCGGGGAUCAUGCCCUUGGUUAUGAUCUUUAUGGGGCUAAUCCUAAUGACUCCGAAUUGGACAAAUACAAAGGGCUUGUUCUUCCUGAAGUCAUAUUGGUUAAGAAGAGCUAUGAAGAGAAGCGUCAAAGAAAACGUGGGAAGCCCCGUGCUUGGAAGCUCAAGAACCUUAAUAUGGAGGUUGAUGAUGCUGGCAAUGCUAAAGUUGACCAUGAUAAGGCUGCUAAUGAAUAUGAAGAGUUCUUAAGAGACUUGGAAGAGAACCCUGAUUUGAGGUUUAAUGUAUCACUGUACCGCAAUAAGGAAUACCAACCAUCGGAAACAGCUUCUAUGACAGACGGUGAUGAGUUGCCCUCUGUGCCCCUAGAUGAGCUGCUCGCUGAUCUUGAUAUAAGUGACGAUGAAGAUGAAGCAGGAGGUAGUAACAUGAGGGAGUGAUGAGCUCUUUUAGAACUCUGUAAAGUUUCUAUUUCAAUUGCAAUUCUGCUUUUGAAAGGUCCUUUUUCUCUCACUUUUUGUUUACCUUCAUAGUUUUGUCUUCUUGGACUAAGCCUCCUUUCCGCAUACAAUAGCCUCCUUUCAUGUUUUCUUUUGCACUUGGCUUUUAGCUGUAUACUAGGAAAAGGUUUUUGUUUACUUGCGCUGUAUCCUGGUCUUUUGCUCCCUGAACUUGUGAUUUUGUAUUACAGUGAUAUUAGAUGUUCCUUAGCUCUUGAAUCAUGACCUGAAAAAGAACGGUAACAUUACUCUAUUGCGGCAAAUUCAUGGAAAUUUUUCGACUAA
Molecule: messenger RNA, 2250 nt
Organism: Chenopodium quinoa (quinoa)
Lineage: Eukaryota; Viridiplantae; Streptophyta; Magnoliopsida; Caryophyllales; Amaranthaceae
Product: 60S ribosomal export protein NMD3-like
Exons: 3
Coding region: 361-1905 (514 amino acids)
Biological process (GO): ribosomal large subunit export from nucleus
Cellular component (GO): nucleus; cytoplasm
Molecular function (GO): ribosomal large subunit binding
Source: RefSeq, a predicted model, not a curated record